Molecule: messenger RNA, 2233 nt
Organism: Carcharodon carcharias (great white shark)
Lineage: Eukaryota; Metazoa; Chordata; Chondrichthyes; Lamniformes; Lamnidae
Product: aurora kinase C-like
Exons: 8
Coding region: 163-1251 (362 amino acids)
Biological process (GO): protein phosphorylation; mitotic spindle organization; regulation of cytokinesis
Cellular component (GO): chromosome passenger complex; spindle microtubule; spindle midzone
Molecular function (GO): ATP binding; protein kinase activity
Source: RefSeq, a predicted model, not a curated record
UUGACAGUUGUCGCAGUUUGAACUGAGCGGGAACCGUUAGAGAAAGAGAGAGGGAGGCCGAGUUAUGCAAACUCUGCUCCUCAUCCUCGAGAGGCUGCUUCCCGCUAUUUCUGGAGCGAUUCUGCCCCCGCUCCCCCGCGGCAUCCGGGAGUUUCAUCUGGAAUGACCACGAAGGAGAAUUGGGAUCCGCAGCGGUUGGGGAGCAGCAAGAAGCCAUUAACUCCGAAUAGGUUGGCUGGUGCAAAGCCUUGUCUGAAGAAGCAGCUGAGUGGAUCCUCCAUUCCAGUGUCACCAACUGCCCUCUUCUCAAAAAACAUGUCUAAAGUUGCCACUGUAGUACCACAAGCAACAGCUCUGGGAUCUGGAGUUCAAAGAGUAGUGACAGAACCGGAAAGCCAGCAGCAGUUAGUUAAAAACUGGUCCAUUGACAACUUCGACAUUGGACGCCCUCUUGGAAAAGGCAAAUUUGGAAAUGUGUACAUGGCUCGUGAACGGGAAUCAAAUUUUAUCCUGGCACUGAAAGUGCUUUUCAAGUCCCACCUUGAGAAAGAGAAUGUUGAGCAUCAACUCAGAAGAGAGAUUGAAAUUCAGUCUCAUCUCAAGCAUCCAAAUAUUCUGAGGCUUUACAACUAUUUCUUCGAUCGGACAAGAAUUUACCUAAUGUUAGAAUAUGCCCCUCGAGGAGAGCUGUACAAAGAGCUGCAGAAACGUGGCUGCUUCAGUGAACAGCAGAGUGCUACUUACAUGUUAGAGCUGGCAGACGCAUUGCAUUAUUGUCAUUUAAAGAAGGUGAUUCACAGAGACAUCAAACCAGAGAACCUGCUGCUGGGCCUGCGUGGGGAGCUGAAAAUAGCUGACUUUGGGUGGUCUGUGCACGCUCCAUCAUCAAGAAGAAAGACUUUGUGUGGCACUUUGGAUUACCUGCCUCCAGAGAUGGUUGAAGGGCGGUUACAUGAUGAGAAAGUGGACUUGUGGUGCCUGGGAAUUCUGUGCUAUGAGUUCCUGGUCGGACACCCUCCAUUUGAAUCAUCAUCUCACCAGGAAACAUACAGGAAGAUCUGUAAGGUUGACAUUCAUUUUCCAGUCAGCAUGUCAGAGGGUGCCAAGAAUCUAAUCAGCCAAUUGCUUCGACAUAAUCCAGUACACAGACUUCCCCUCAAGGGUGUGAUGGAACAUCCCUGGGUAAAAUCCAAUGCCCGGAGACUCCUUCCACCAGAAGCCAGCGGUGAGAAUGAAGGACCACUUCGCUAAACCCCAGGGAUUGCUGAAUUGUUUACAAGCCCUGUAAUUUGCAGCCCCUUUGUGUAAAUACUUUAUAUUUUGUACUCUUUUGUUUUUUUGUACUUCCUCCAUCCCUGAUCCUGCUCUGCUCUCACUUGUUUGUCUUAUAAAUUACUAAGUCUCCUUCUGGAAUUUAGUAUUGAUAGUCCGAUUUUUUUUUUUUAUAGAAGAGCUUCAGUCACCUGGUAGUUCAGAUCUGAAGGCUUUUGUCUUCGACUCAUCAGGACAAAUGCAAGACUGUUUGAAAUUUGACAAUCAUGACAAUUUAUACUACAGAAAAAAGGGUGCUGAUUGGUUGACAAGUUGGCACUGGCUGAGGCAUUGCCAUGGAGAAAGCAAUCGGAGUUGACUUGCCAAGCAAUCAGCACCCAUUUACCCUGUAGUGAAAAUUGUUGUGAGCAUUUGAAAUUUGGCAUUCUUUUGUUUUUCCUCAAGUGCAAGAUGAAAAGCAUCAGCAACAUGUCUUCCAUGUUGCUGUAAAGAAAGACAUGAUUCAAUUAUUUCAGGUUUUAAUGUUUGUCUUGGCUGUUGAGUCUGAGUACUUUACUGUAAAUGAUGUUCUCCCUACCAGUGUUUCAAUCUCAAUCAGCUUUUAUAUUUGCUUUCAUGUAAACGCCACAAGGUGACCUACCAUGAGGAAUUAUUCAGUCUGGUUCUGAAGCCUCUAAUGUAUGUGGAACAUGUAUUUGAACCUUCAGGACUGUUGGUCUGCUUCAAAGGAACUGACAGACAAGCUGGCAGAGCUCAACUAUUUUAAGAAUUGUUUUGUUUUGCUACAUCCGUUAUAUAAACUUCACAAAUUUUGUCUCUGAAGUAAUUCAAGGAAGUAUUGUAAAGUUUUUAGUCAGAAGCAGAAGUGUCUGCAGCACUUCCUUCUGAAAGCAGACUCUAUAUUUUAAUGGUCAUGUACUUUCUGCUGUUUUAUUUACAAAUAAAAGUACCCUGUAAUUUA